AUGGUGGGAUUUAAAGAUGUCACGAGAGAAGAAGAAGUUGAAUAUGCAUGGGGGAAAAUUAGCCAACAAACUUUUCAAAGUUCAAAAGAAAAGAAGAAAGUGAUUUCAAUUACAGAAAAUGCCAAUAUUUUCAAUCAUAUAACUAUUAUUAGCAAUGGAGAAGCCAUACCGAUUUAUAAAUAUGCGGAUGGUGAAGUGCUGGUACGUUGCAUCUAUCAUAAAGGUAAUGGUUCUCAUUUUAUGACAUGCAGAGGAUCAUUUGGAUGUAGGGGGAGCGUUGAGUGUAUAAGUAAUCAAGCAACGGUUUAUACAGAGAGUUUGAUCUCUCCAAAAUCAAUUACUCCCCCUCCAUAUUGUCUGACAUAUAAUCCUUUUGUCCGUCCCAGAAAGAAUGUCACUUUAUGAAAGAUGAAAAAAAUAUGUGACUUGAAUAUUCCUUUUUUACCCUUAUGUAUGACUGUGAGAUACUCUUUUCUUUUAUUCGAAGUAUGAUGUAACCUCGUC
Capsicum annuum is the source of this 504-nucleotide messenger RNA. RefSeq lists its product as uncharacterized. The transcript has 3 exons. The record is from RefSeq and is a predicted model, not a curated record. NCBI's taxonomy places the organism in Eukaryota, Viridiplantae, Streptophyta, Magnoliopsida, Solanales, Solanaceae. The coding region runs from base 1 to 405 and encodes 134 amino acids.